Molecule: messenger RNA, 3940 nt
Organism: Epinephelus lanceolatus (giant grouper)
Lineage: Eukaryota; Metazoa; Chordata; Actinopteri; Perciformes; Serranidae
Source: RefSeq, a predicted model, not a curated record
CCUCCGCUGCACUCAGACAGCUGAGUCACACAUACAUUUAGCCAGACCCACAUUAAUAGAUACUGUGCGGAAAACCGCGGCUACACGAAUUACCGUGAGGACACUGAUUCAGCUGCCUCUGACACCACGAGGAAUCAUGCUGACGAUAACACUGAAGACCCUCCAACAGCAGACGUUCAAAAUAGAGAUAGAUCCAGAACUGACGGUGAAAGCGCUAAAGGAGAAAAUAGAGAAGGACAGAGGAAAAGAUGCAUUUCCUGCUGCAGGACAAAAACUCAUCUAUGCAGGCAAAAUCUUGAAUGAUGACACUCUGCUGAAAGAGUACAAAAUCGAUGAGAAGAACUUUGUGGUGGUCAUGGUUACCAAGCCUAAACCAGCUCCUCCUCCUCAAGCAGCCCCUCAGCCAACUCCCCAACCAGCUGCAGCUCCAGCACCACCCUCAGCCUCUGGCCCAACACAAGUGCCCUCCACACCGACACAUACGGUGUCUGCACCCACACCUGCACCACAGUCAGUGCCUCCCUCUGAAACCUCGCCCACAGUCCCAGAAAACACCUCCCUGGCUUCUGUUGAAGCAACAGCAGCUCUGGACUCAAAAACUGCCCCAGCCUCAGCUUCAGCUCCUCCUCCUGCUGCUGCCCCAGCUCCAGCACCAGAAGUUGUCCAGACAGCCCCAGCCCCAGCUCCAACUCCGGUCCCCGCAGACCAACCCACCCCCACUGCCCAACCAGAAGACAAGCCAAGGGAAGAACCUGAGAAUCAACCAUCUGGCACUGCACAAGUCCACUCCACUGUUCCUAGCCUUGUUGAUGAGCUGGGCCUCCUUGAAGAAGCAGCAUCAAUACUGGUAACAGGUCCAGCCUAUGAGAACCUGGUGUCAGAGAUCAUGUCCAUGGGUUACGAGCGGGAACAGGUAGUCGCUGCACUCAGAGCCAGUUACAACAACCCAGACCGAGCAGUGGAAUAUCUACUCAUGGGUAUUCCAGCAGAGGCCAGUGAUCUGCCACCUCAGGAGCCAGUUAGACAGAGUGCUCCAUCCAACCCCCCCACCGCUGCUACACAAGAACCACGGCAGCCCCCAGCAGCUGCAACCAUCCCCUCUACAGCAGGGCCUGUGUCUGGCAGCCAGCCUCCCUCUGCUGGUGGAGGCUCUGUCUCCACAGGGAACCCUCUGGAGUUCCUGAGGAACCAGCCUCAGUUCCAGCAGAUGAGACAGAUCAUCCAGCAGAACCCGGCCCUCCUACCAGCCCUUCUGCAGCAGCUAGGCAGAGACAACCCACAGCUGCUGCAGCAAAUCACCCAGCACCAGGAGCGUUUUGUGCAGAUGCUGAAUGAGCCACGAGGUGAUGACACAGGAGGUGAGGGGGCUGAGGCCCAGGGGUCACCCCACACCAACUACAUCCAGGUCACCCCACAGGAGAAGGAGGCCAUUGAGAGGUUAAAAGCCCUGGGCUUUCCUGAAGGCUUAGUCAUCCAGGCUUACUUCGCCUGCGAGAAGAAUGAGAAUCUAGCUGCUAACUUCCUGCUACAGCAAACAUGGGAUGAUGAGUAACCAGACAUCACCUGACACAUCACCACCAUUCAACAGAGGGCCGCAGAGUAGACGACAGCCCCAUACAAGGUCCACCAGGGAGGAAUGAGGACAGGAGAGAAAGAGGACAUGUCUUUUCACGUCAUGUGACUGUGGUCUGAUGAUGGGGUGUCAUGGUGAUGAUGACGACAACAUGCUGUUCAAAGUUAGUUGUGCUGCCUACCCUCCAUUCAGCUGUGAUGAUCAUUAUAGCAGCUCAAACUGAGCUGCGCCUCACUGCUGCUAUCAUUACUGCUGCCGCUUGUGCCGAGUGAUCACACUGAGAGAAGUCAUGCCUGGAAACAUGCCAACAGUCUGCAUCACCUUCAUAGGGCUUUGAUUUACAGGGUUUCCUCUGCAGUCAGCUCUCAGACUCCCUUUAGAACAUGGGUUUGUCUUAGACUGCUGUUCACAUACAGUGUAUACACUAUGGAGUGUAAAUAUUUAGAAUAUAUACAUUACAAAAUAAUGUAUGUUUGCAAAUCCUCUGUGUUGGGUUUACCUGAAAAUGUGAUGCAAACUGUUGACUUUACUGUUUGAGAGCUAGCAUUGCUUUAUAUUAAAGUUCAGGUCUGAUCAUUUAAUUUAUUCUGCUUCUUUUAUCCUUGGUAAAAAAACAAAAACCAAUCCCAAACACUCAAAAUAUUUCAGCCUCAAAAAUAGCACAAAGUUAGGUAGUGUUUCGACCUUUCAUUAAUCAUGCAGAUCUGGUUCUGUGGUUUGAUCUAAGACAAUGACAUCUGCAAGGUGACUGAAAAAAAAUACUGCAGGAGUAUGUGAAACUUUGCCACCUACUCCUGUCAGGAAAAAGAAAAUUAUGAAAUGUUAUGGAUGGAGAGUCAAAAUGUGAAGAUAAUAAACAAAUGUAUUAGCAUUUAAGUCAAUAUUUUGUGAAUGUCUCAUAAUUUUGACUUUGCAAGUCAAAAUUUUAACUGACUGUUUGACUUACUCUCUCAAAUUUGUUUUAGUGUCAUUAUUUUGACUAAAAAUCUUGACUUGCUUUAUGUUCAUUUUGACUUAAGUCAGUAUGUUACUUUAAGAUGAACAGAUUAAUUAGUGUCAGAUGAUACUUACUGGAUCUUUUUUUGACUUACCAUGAAUAAGUCAACAUAAAACAUUUGACAUACAGCAACAAUUUUUACUCAGUAUCUUUUUAUGACUUUGAUUUUUUAAGUAUUUUUAUUUCAGUAUCUUGACUCACCAUAAGAAUAUAUAUUUAUUUUUAUUAUUCUCAACUUUAUUUCAUUUUAUUUGUGGCAGAAAUAGGCUUCCCAAAAACUAAUACAUUCAGCGUUUGGUGAAAACUGUCACAAAACCCUGCACUCUAUUUUAAAUACACAAUGAAUUAGUUCUGCAGUCACAGUACAUUAUGACUACUUGGUAUCAAGACUAUGUGUGCUGUGAUAUUCUAUUUUUUGGGACAAGAGGGCACACCCAGAUGCAGCACUCAGCUUGAACUGUCAUCAUCUUCUUUCACUGUGAAGGGUUUGUUUGUUUGUUUAGUUAUUUUGCAGAAGAAGGAAUAUGAAGGCUGAUUAUGAAGUGCCACAUAGCAUGCUUUGUGAGCUAAAUAUUUGACUUUUUAAUUGUAAGAAAAGUUGUGUUCUUUCUUAAUAUUUCAUUCGUGGGAAUGAUCAAACAUAGUCCACUUCCUACUUUCAGACAAUCUUUUUCUGUUGCAUUUGUCUCAUAUCACAUCUUCUAUGCAUCUCAAAGCUGUAAGAGUUUGAGCCAUUGCUCCUUCAUGCCUUAUGGUUCUCAAAGACUUGAACGUUUUUAAUUUUACAAAUGGGGUUAUAGUUUACAAAAUAGUGUUUAAGAUCUUUCACAGGUGAGUGUCCUAGGAUUGGCGAUCAUCAACACAGUUUUAAUUAUUGAUACAUAAAUUAAUUAAUUAUUGAUAAUUAAUCAGUUAUUGUUUCAAAGGUGGACUAAAGGGAAUUUGAAUAAGUGCUAGAAGCCAAAACAAAGAAAAAUAUUUUUUCAGCAUGUUCUUUGCUGUCUCGCCUUUUACUUCUCUUUAUUGUGUUUGAGCUGGAAAUGACUGGAAGUUUUGUAUAUUAUUAUUAGAAAUGGGGUAUACAAACUUUGGGGGGAAAAAAGGCACUUUAGUGUGACAAAUGCUGUUCUUUAGCUGUGACGGGUUGUUGGUUGCAUGAGAUUGUUACAGAGUUAUUUAUAGCAUGGCAGUGGGCUAGGAAUGAAGAAACCACCAGUGUGGUGUCACUCUGGUCUCAGUUUGUCUGUUUGUUUUUUGGGUUUAUAAAAAAAAAUACUUCCAACUUUAAAUAUACCAGUUGAGGUUUUGCUGAAUAGUUGUGAAAAACUUUUGUUAAAGCAUUGUGUAAAAUAAAUGGCUUUUACAAAGUG